Messenger RNA from Racocetra fulgida, 437 nucleotides. Lineage: Eukaryota; Fungi; Glomeromycota; Glomeromycetes; Diversisporales; Gigasporaceae. The record is from the annotation of a GenBank genome assembly.
AAGAAGAAACUAUUAAUGAACCGUUUCUACGGAUAUUACAAGAUCCAAGAGGGGUUUUACAAGACUCGCCUCGAUUGAAGGUGAUUAAUUCUGCUUUAAAACACAAUAAUUUGGAUUCUUCAAUGGCUACUUUAUGCUGUGAUAUUAUUCAGAAAGAAUUUUUUCUUUAUAUGGAAAUUCCGGAGAUGGCACGUUAUUUUGGGCAUGCAGUUCAGGCUUUAUUAGAAAAAACAUAUGAACCUUUAAGACGCAUCUCUGCAAUCGCUUUUCUUAAAGAAUUUGUAUGUUGCAUGUGGGAUCAAACACUGCAAGAUGACUAUACACUACCAAUUUCAUUUAUUGGCAUAAUGGACGUUGGUGAAUUUGAUGGUGAAGUGCUUAUUGAAGAAAUCAAUAAUUUUAUGACUGUAGAUAAUCCCUUAAUUGAGUCACUCAAG